This is a messenger RNA of Colossoma macropomum (tambaqui), 3411 nucleotides long. RefSeq names its product CD27 molecule (gene cd27). The record is from RefSeq and is a predicted model, not a curated record. The transcript has 6 exons. Lineage: Eukaryota; Metazoa; Chordata; Actinopteri; Characiformes; Serrasalmidae. The coding region runs from base 726 to 1475 and encodes 249 amino acids. Gene Ontology annotation, biological process: cellular response to tumor necrosis factor; defense response to virus; CD40 signaling pathway. Gene Ontology annotation, molecular function: antigen binding; transmembrane signaling receptor activity; protein binding. Gene Ontology annotation, cellular component: CD40 receptor complex; membrane; external side of plasma membrane.
UCAGAGUUACUUUGGUGGCAUUUUCUUACAGUAAGCAGCAUGUCAGCGUGAAUACGAAACAGAGAUAAACUCAGUGUGGUAAAUAAACUGCGCAUGUGUGUAUGAGACAGAGAAGGAGAGAAAGAAAUGUAUGUUCAAUCUAAUGUAGCUUCACCUAUAAACUAGUCCUGUUGGUUGUAAGCGCACUCAUAUGCAGGGGGGAAGGGUGGUCUUUUCUCUCUCUGUGAUCCUAAUUCUGAGAACUACAAAGAGCCCCUGACACAUACCUUUUACAAGAGCUGUUACGUGACUCUCAGCUGACCUCAAAGCACUUCAUGAUCUGAAUGAGUCCUCCGUGAAACGUUAAGCGUUUUCAUACUCAUAAUGAGAUUGCUAUCAUAUGCAGAGACUUUUAUGGUAUAUGAGUGAGAGAGAGAGAGACAGAAGGAGAGAGGAAGAGAGAGAUAGAGAGAGACAGAGAGGCACAGACAGAGAGAGCAAAUAUUGCAAAAGAGGUGAUUGUUUUGGAAUAAAACUUCAAAAAGACAUGUAGAUGUUAACGGAAAGAGUGAAGGAGGGCAGAAGGUAAAAGACAGAGUAAUUUGCUUGGGUGGUCUCAUUCUGGUAUUUGAAUGAGUCAUCUUGACAUUUUCUAACGUUAGUUUCUUAGACCUUCACAGUCAGAGUCUUCAAGGGGUCCGACUCAGUCACAUCUAUCACAUCUCCCGCUCCUUCUCUGUCUCACGAUGCUGAUUCAGUGGUGCUGUCUCCUACUCUUAACACCCUUCCUCUCUCUUGCCAAACCGCUGUUCUGUGAUGGUGACACAGAAUAUGAAUGGCCUAGGACUGAUCCCACAAUGUGCUGCAAGAAAUGCCCACCAGGAGAGUAUCUCACGUCGAGAUGUACGCAAGAACGGGAGACACAAUGUGAACCAUGUGGAGAUGACUACUACACGGACACAUACAAUUUCCAAUUGACAUGCUUCUUGUGCACAGACUGCACCAAAGAAAAUAUGAAGUACAACCAGACCUGCACUCCGACGAGAAAUGCAGUAUGUGACUGUAAAAGUGGAUAUAUAUGCAAUAGUGAACAGUGCGGCAUGUGUGUGGAAGACCCAGCAGCAAGAACACAAACAACAACAAUAACAACAACAACUAUAAAACCACCACUACCAACUAAAACAGGAAAAAUAAGACCUAUGACCACUGAUACCAAAACUAAGGUUACUUCAGCACCCUACAAAGCAGACACACACCUGCAGGUGGAUGGGCGAUGUCUUCAUCACCUGUUUGCUGUUUUUGGAACGUCAGCAAGAGCCCAGUGGAAUUCAGCCAGUGCACGGAGGAGGAGGAGGUGCCAAUGCCGGUCCAGGAGGUGUGCGGAGGAAAGACGGAGUGGCAGGAGGAAGUCUGAGAGAGAUGGAUUGGUGAGGAUAGAGGGAGGAGAGGGAGGCAGGAGAUUCCACAUGAGAGUGUGGGUGGAGUAUGAAAUGUAACAUGCACUCAUGAACAGAGUGAGAGACAUACACACAGUCUCUCUAUUGUGAUCUUCAGAGGGAAGGGACAAGCAGAAAGGCUGUGAUCCGUUCUUCAUUCAGGGAGUUUGACUGCACACACAUACAGGUACACACAUGCGUGUGUAUGAGUAAGACGUUUGAAUAAGAUUUUAUAAGAGUAAUGAAUAGAUGCUUUUUGUUGUUGUUUAUUUUCUGGGAGCUCAAAGUCUGUAUUUGAAAAGCUUCAUUCUAAAAUGCUGUAAUGUGUUUUUGAGAAAUUUAACGAGUGACGUAUAAUAGAAAACACAUUUUUAUUUCUCGAAUAAAGGCGGUAUUAGUCGUAAUAUAGCACUGAUAUUCUUAUAUGUGGAAAAAAAGGCCACUCUCAACAGCAUAUAUCAUGAAAAAAAUCCUGAAAGUGGUCCAUAAUGUUUUUAACAGAAUUCUUCAUUUUGAGAAUUCUUAAGUUUUGAUAUUCUUCGUUCUGGAGCUUAUAUGUUUUUUUUUAAUUCUUUUUAAAUUGGUUGUUGGGACCUGUAUUGUUUGUUGACCCACAUAAUGGGAAGUCAAAUGUAAGAGACAGGUUUUGUUCUCCUUUUUUUCAUUUUUACACAUAAAAGAAAUAUCAGUGCUUUAUUAUUAUUAACACCACGUUUAUUAGAGAUAUAAAAUUGUUUUACGUUAUACCACAACUGUUAAUUUUUUCAAAACCUUGAAACCUAAAUUCAAAAUAUAAAUGCAUAUACACCAUUUUGAAAUGAAACUCUUAAGUCUUAAUUGUCAAAUUUGACACCUUGUGGUCAUCUUUAAAAUUUAAUAAUUUUUAUUUUAUUAAAUUCUAGUUGGGAAAUUUUAUGAAAUUAGAUGGGAAGUAAUGAUGACUACUGCUAGAGAGAAAACUGGGUAAAAAACAAAGCUGCGUUCACACACAGUCCUUUGGCAAGCAUUCACUCUUAAAAAAGCUCUGCAGUUUUGCUGUUCUGGCUGAUCAGAGCCUUCAAAAUUCAGAAAUGUUUAACCUGUUUAAAACAUUCAGUGGUGUCAAAUGUUUUUUUAGCAGCCGACCACUCAGAAGGAGAAUAUGGGUGGGGGGUUUCCCAGGACAACAACAACAAAAAUAAAGAUGGAGUGAAACGACCCAAACCAGAUUGCAGAGUUGGAAGAUUAGUUUUGUUAGAGAUGAUUUCAUGCUAUGCAUGAAAAUAUAUGGAUAAAAUGAUGCUAUGCAUGAAAUCUAUAUGAAAUGUAAUUCUUUUUACAGUAUGUACAAUAUCCAUUGUGCAAUGCAGGUUCAAAGUGAUGUGAGGAUAUUGAAAGGUUUUGAACUGUUGGUAGUUGAUGGUCACUGAUCCCCAGCCCAGUGUUUGUGCCUAUUUCUUAAUUUCUGAUUAGCUCCAAACUCCCUACAUAGUACAUACAGAGGUUCUGAAGUAAUGGCUUAUAGUCAGCCUGUGCUCAGGGUGGUGCCAUCAUCAUCUAAACAGUCUGCUCUGUGUCAUUUUUAAAAGUUUAGUGUAUGUUUGCUGCAUUUUUAGUCAUGCUUCUUGAUUCCAACAGCUACUAGUGUUUCUGUAUUUCUCUAGUCUCGUAGUUACAGCUAUUCUAGUACAGGCUUUAGCCUGUCUGUUUGUCAGUUUUAUGAUUAAUGAGUUUCCUGUUUUAAUCCUGCCUAAACCCCAGUUUCAGAUACUGUCAGAAGGUUUUUGAAAUGCCCAAUGAAAAGAAAACUGUAAUUACAUUCAACUGCUUCAGGCUCCCCAGUGUGACAUGCUGUUAUAUGCUGAGAAUGAUUUCUUCAUAAAUAAUCGAAACUUUCAUAUAUAAUUUCAUAUCUAAAUCCUAGUUCUACUGUUUUUGUAUUCUGAACACCUGUAUUAAUUUCGCUUGUGUAACAUUACAAACAUUUUAUUUGCAUUGCUUCUUAUAAAACCACAUA